AUGGAUAAGAAAGGUUCAGGUUCGUCCGAACCACGUAUACUGAAAAAGAAACACUUUCGUGUCAAACACCAAAAGGUAAAGCUAUUCCGUGCUAAUGAGCCCAUACUCAGUGUCCUGAUGUGGGGUAUAGAUCACACGAUUAACGAGCUGAGCCAUGUGAAUAUACCUGUGAUGCUGUUGCCGGAUGAUUUCCGGGCCUACUCUAAGAUUAAGGUCGAUAAUCACUUGUUCAACAAGGAGAACAUGCCCUCGCAUUUUAAGGUUAAGGAAUACUGUCCAUUGGUGUUUCGCAAUUUGCGCGAACGUUUCGGCGUCGACGAUGUGGACUAUCGCGAAUCGCUGACCCGUUCCCAGCCCGUACGCAUCGAUUCAUCGGGCAAAUCUGGAGCCCAGUUCUACGAGAGCUACAACAAGUUCUUCAUCAUUAAGAGUUUGACUUCGGAGGAAAUCGAACGCAUGCAUGCAUUUCUAAAGCAGUACCACCCCUAUGUGGUGGAACGUCACGGCAACACCUUGUUGCCCCAAUACCUGGGUAUGUACCGCAUCACCGUGGAGAGCGUACAGUAUUAUUUUGGUGUGAUGCGCAACGUCUUCAGCUCCAGCCUGACCAUACACAAGAAGUUCGAUCUGAAGGGCAGCACCGUAGACCGCGAGGCAUCCGAAAAGGAAUUGGAAAAGCCAUUGCCAACCUAUAAAGAUAAUGAUUUCAUCAAGCAAAAGGUACGCAUCGAAAUUGGCGAGGAGGCCAAGAAGAAACUUAUGGAUGUGCUGACCAACGAUGUGGAACUGCUGACAAAACUACACAUAAUGGACUACUCACUGCUGGUGGGCCUACACGACUGUGUUCGGGCCGAGGAGGAGGAGUUGCAGGGUGGUAACCCCCAAAGUGCUGCCGGACGCAGCGAGAACAGUGACAGUGAGGAGGGUGACAGCGGUGAACGAUGGACCUACAAUACGCCCCCAGAUUCGCCACGAUGCGCCCAGUACAAGGAGGUGGUGUACGAGGUGGACAAGUAUGCAAUUCCCAGUAUUGAAGAGAGACGUGAGAUUUAUUUCAUUGCCAUUAUCGAUGUGUUGACUCAGUAUGGCGUCAAGAAGCAGGCCGCGAAGGCUGCCAAGACGGUCAAGUAUGGCAGUAACGUGGAUGGUAUAUCGACAUGCGAUCCCGAACAGUAUGCCAAAAGAUUUCUCGAUUUCAUGGAUAAGGCCAUAGAAUAAGAA
Musca vetustissima is the source of this 1221-nucleotide messenger RNA. RefSeq names its product phosphatidylinositol 5-phosphate 4-kinase type-2 alpha-like. Lineage: Eukaryota; Metazoa; Arthropoda; Insecta; Diptera; Muscidae. Gene Ontology annotation, biological process: phosphatidylinositol metabolic process. Gene Ontology annotation, molecular function: phosphatidylinositol kinase activity. The record is from RefSeq and is a predicted model, not a curated record. The transcript has a single exon. Bases 1 to 1218 code for a protein of 405 amino acids.